Coccomyxa subellipsoidea C-169 is the source of this 402-nucleotide messenger RNA. RefSeq lists its product as hypothetical. The coding region runs from base 1 to 402 and encodes 133 amino acids. NCBI's taxonomy places the organism in Eukaryota, Viridiplantae, Chlorophyta, Trebouxiophyceae, Coccomyxaceae. The record is from RefSeq and is a predicted model, not a curated record. The transcript has 3 exons.
AUGCAGACGAGCCUAGCGCUGGCGACUGUACUUCUUGUCCUUGUGGUUUCCGCAGACGGGCGUGCACCCAGGGACACUACCGAAUUUGCACAGGGCAAGGCCUCUUCUUCAGGCCUAGGGCUGCCUCCCACGCCCCCUUCGCCGCCCCCUGUGCCCUGGGUAACGCCACCUCCACCCAACGCCAGCAUCUCCUCUCCACCAGCACUCCCUGGCCAGGAGCUGCGGUCCCCUCCCCCGGCAGUGCCGCACCCGGACCCCCCGGUCAGGCGGAGCCCCCCGCUGCCGCCGAUAACUCCCUGGAACAUGACUCGCUGGGGGGCCCCCUCACCACCACCGGGAACGCCCCCGGAGUACGCGUCACCCAUCGACCCGGAAGCCGCCGCCAGCAACUCGCGCGGAUGA